This is a messenger RNA of Ornithorhynchus anatinus (platypus), 2855 nucleotides long. RefSeq names its product collagen alpha-1(I) chain-like. NCBI's taxonomy places the organism in Eukaryota, Metazoa, Chordata, Mammalia, Monotremata, Ornithorhynchidae. The coding region runs from base 666 to 1715 and encodes 349 amino acids. The transcript is spliced from 5 exons. The record is from RefSeq and is a predicted model, not a curated record.
ACACAGCAGACAAGUGGCAGAGCUGUGAUAAGAACCCAGGUCCUCUGACUCCCAGGCCCAAAUUCCAUCCGCUAGACCACAGAGCCUACUCAGACCCUUCACAUCCAAAGUGGGAAAGCGACCAACCUGGGAUGGCAGUUGAAUUCUUCCAUAAGGCAGAGGGGCCACUCAGGGUGCUAGGCAUUAGGAAAACUGGUUUAAAUUGCACUGCAUUCUGUGAAGUGGAUCCCCCACAUCUGCAGCAAAAAUCUCCAUCUCCUCUCCCCACCCCGAGGGCAUCGUCUAAAACUAAAUACCCAGGAUAAGAGAGGGGCGAGGUUCAGUGGAUUAGAAUUUGGCAUGGGACACCCAGACUUGGAAAGAGAGAUGAAGACCUUGGGGCACUCCAGCUCCCCUGGAGUCAAACUCGUUCCGCAUCUUGGCUCUUUGGUUUCUAAGGACUGCGGAUUUGCGGAUCUUCCUUCUCUGUCUCUCCUUAGAAACCCCCAAAUUCCCUCAUCAUUCCCGACGGAGGCGGCCAAGCCUCUUCUAGAGAGAAGAGUAGUGAGUAUGUGAUUAACACUCAGAAAACCACCAGUAGCCAUCAUCUCAGCUUUCAGGAAUUAGCCCCAAACCAGACCCCGUCUGUUGGCCAGGAAAAAGCUCCAUUGUUCAAAGAAGAAAAUAUGGCCGGCCGUCCACCCUCUGCCCGGGGCAGCCCCAGCAUCGAUGACCUCGAAGAAAGUCUGCAGAACCUUAAGGUCCAAGCGGACGGCUCGGGCUCCGGCUGGAGUUUCGACGUGGACACGGGCGGCCCGCCAGACCUGGGCCCGGCCGCACCCUGGAGCCCCUCCGCCCCCAAGAAGUCAGGGGAGUGGGACACCCCGGGUCCGGGGAGAGGCCCGUCUCAGCCGCCGGGGCAAGUCCAGUGGUGUCGAGGCCCGAGGCUCCUGGACACACCAGCGGGGAACUGCUCAACCCCACGGGGCCCGGGCCCCUCAAGUCCCUCCCCGGCGUGGCAGGCGGCUGGGUUAGCCAGUCGGGAGGCCGCAGGCGAUGGACCCCAGUCCCCCAGGGCCCCACCGGUUGAUGCGGCCCGGGCCUCCCCCUUGCCCGACCGACCGGCCGGUCUUCAUGCACCUGGCAUGAGGUCACUGCUGCCCGUGAGAGUCGCCCUGAGGUCCCGCUCUCCAAAAGGGGCCGGUGCGUCUCCGGCCAGGGGGCGGUCGCUGUCUCUCUCCCGUCCGGGGGCCAACCGCUCCCGGUCCUUCUCUCCGGCCUCCAAGAGGACCCGGUGGUUCCGCUCCCGCUCCCAGUCGCCCAGGCCCCUUUGGCGGUGCCAGCCCCCGGCUCAGCCGGGCAGACCGAGGUCCAGCAGGAAGAAGACAGCCCUGACCAGACCAUCUCGAUCCAGAGCCUACAAACCAGGGCCCUUGGGGACCGGUACUGGCUCUCCUCCCGUCACCGGUGCUCAUGGAGUGCCCGCCUUUUCCUGGAGUCCUCACAGCCUGCCCACCUUCACCACCGCCAUUCCUGUGGCCCAAGACUUUGGAGAAAGGCUCUCCCCGGCACCUGCGGGCGGUGUCUUCGGGUGCUCGCUGGCAGAAAUGUCUCCGAGCCACAGGAAGCUGACAUGGCUCCACCUGAAAAGCCGAUGCGGGGACCAGGGCUUGGGCGGGCAGCCGAACCGGCAGCUGGAACUAGAACCCACUCCUCAAGGCCCAAAGCCCAGAUGAAACAGCCAUCGGGCCACCAGAGGGAGCCCAGGUUCAGCGGUGGGAUCCUUGCCGGGCCGGGGCUCGGACCCCGGCCACCCCCUCCGGGUCACCGGCCUUUGGAAACCCAGAAGAGCCCGACACCGGCCAAGCCCACCCCGUGGCGGCACAGAGAUUCGCCACCCCCUCGGACCCCUCGGCUCAACCAGACGCCUCUCCUCCCGGAAGCCUCAGCCCAGGAGGGAUUCGGGGCUCGGAACUGCAUCCCGGCCCACCUUCCAGCCCGUAGCCGACGGAUGGGCUGAGUUCUCGUCAAUUUGGCCAGACCCAGAGUCCCUACUCUCCCCCGGCAGCUCCCGGCUGGCGUCCAGCAGGGGAGGGGAGGAGAGGGUGUUCCCGCUCCCCUUGCCCGGUUCCCUUCUUCAACACCUGCCUGGGGGGCCUGGCUCUCCUGUAGAUGGAACAGAGACGGGGGCCAGGAGUCCCGCACGUGCCCCAUCUGCAGGGCCUCGAGGCCGGGCUGUAUUUCGGCUGUACGGUGGGCCCAGUUUGGAGGGGCCGGCCCAGACGUUUCUGGCUUUCAGAUUUGAGACGAGACCCUCCCGUCUCUGCCGCUAAGCUCCUCCAGAGUCGCCGGGGCAAGCCCGGAGCUGGGGCUGGUGGGCGAUUCCAGGCGGGAGCCAAGCUUCCAUUUCCCAGGCUGGGUUUCCCCAGCUCCCUGUCUGCACACCUGGAUCUCCGUGAUCAGUGACAGGGGACAGGGAGGUGAGGGGGCAAAGAAGUAGGCGUCCUGCGUAGAAGCAUGCGGAUGCCCAGGCAGGGUCUGGUGGGGGCAGUGGCAGGAUCUCUAGCCUCCCCAGACUCAUUGCCAAAGUCUGGAGCAACCAGAGGGAGCGUCCCUCCUUUUCACCUGCAGCAGCUCCGAGGGUGAGCUGAGGCUGGUGGGACAGUCGGCUCAAUGCCAGGGUGGGAACCAGAGGCUCCUUGACCCCCUGGACUGCCCACCCAACCACCGGAGCCCCGCAAAAUGGCCUCAUGGGGUUGAGAAAUGGUGGCCUAAAGCCCCCCAGCUCCGCCCGGUGGCAAUGGGAACGAGGGGUCAGUCCACUGGACUGGGGCAAUUUCAGUGGCCAUGUUGGUCAAUAAAGGAUUGUGAUCCAA